Oryzias latipes (Japanese medaka) is the source of this 2796-nucleotide messenger RNA. RefSeq lists its product as uncharacterized. The record is from RefSeq and is a predicted model, not a curated record. Lineage: Eukaryota; Metazoa; Chordata; Actinopteri; Beloniformes; Adrianichthyidae.
CAUCGCUCUCUCGGUGGAAACGCACCUGGUCGCGCGCUGCGUCAUCAUUGUGCGCCGAGGUUUGUUUUGGAUCUGAAGAUGGAGGAGGCGGCUCGGUCCGCAGUCCUCCUCUGCUCCGUGUUCAUGUCUGGCUCUGCCCCGCUGCUUGGGGGUCAGCUGUCCGAGAUGUGCCGGCUCCAGGCGGCCGUGCUGAGGCGGAGCCGGACGCAGGAGGCGCUGGACCGGGACCGGCGGCGGCGGCAAUACCUGCGACGGAGGAGAGCCUUCCUGCUGUCCUCCAUCGCCGGCAUCCUCAGCGUCAUCCCCACCACCCGCAGACCCAUCUGGGCCCGCCGGCGGAUACGGGGCGAGAGCUUCUGGGCCACGGCCGAGUCGUACGACGAGGACGCGUGGAAGGCGCAGUUUCGCGUGUCCCGAUCGACGUUCGACUACCUGGUGAAGCUGAUCGGACCGAGCAUCCAGCGGCGCCGGACCAACUACCGGACGCCCAUCGAGCCGCGCCGCCGCCUGGCCAUCACGCUGUGGUGGUUCGCCCGGUCCGGGGAGUACCGCUCCAUCGCGGACACGUUCGGGGUGGGCAUCGCCACCGUGUGCAUCAUCGUGCGGCAGGUCACGUCGGCCAUCGUGGAGCUGCUGUGCCGCCGCUUCGUGUCGCUUCCGACCGGACAACAGCUGGACGAAACCAUCCGAGGCUUUGCGGACCGCUGCUACCCGAUGUGCGCAGGCGCGAUAGGCUCCACACACAUCCCCAUCGCCCCUCCGCGGGACAACCCGGACCACUACGUGAACGCCAGGGGCUGGCACUCCGUCAUUCUGCAGGGCGUGGUGGACCACCGGCUCCGGUUCACAGACGUGUAUGCGGGUUGGCCUGGCAGCAACAGCAGCGCCUCCGUGCUGUCCAGUUCGGACCUGUACCUGAAAGCUGAGGACCGCCCAGAUGGCUACCUGUUCCCCAGAGAGAAGUCCGUGCUGUCUGGUGGCGUGGAGAUUCCCGUCCAUUUGAUCAGCGACGUGUCGUUCCCUCUGAGGCCUUGGCUGAUGAAAGGCUACAGCGAUGAGCAUCAGUUGUCCCCAGAGCAACGCCGCUUCACCUUCACGCUGGCGUCUGCACGCUCCGUGGUAGACGCCGCCUUCAUGAGGCUGAAAGGACGCUGGAGGUGCCUGCUGAAGAAGAGUGACAUCGAUGUGUCCAUGAUGCCGAAGGUGGUGGCCGCCUGCUGCGUCCUGCAUAACAUCUGCGAGCUGCAAGGAGAUGCCUUCCUGCCAGAGUGGAACGUGCAGACGGCGCCGUCCGGAACAUGUCUCAUCCAGCCAGACGUUGUGCCGUGCCAAGAAGAAACACACGGCAUGGCAGAAGUGGUCCGGCGCACCAUCGCCUACAACCUACUGUCCAUCCUGCAGCACUGAACUGCCUGCAGCUACAUCAGCUGACUGCCUGCCUGCUGAUUCUGAUGUGAAAAUGAAAACAUUUCUGCAUUUCUGUCAGAAGACUUUUGCAGACUUUAAAUACUCUCUCAGAAUUUUCUCCUGAAGCUGCAGACACAAGAGGUCCAAAGGAGUCCAACGAGAUCAGACCUUUUUGGCUCCUUCUCCUACGACUGCCAAACUGAAGCAUCAGAAAAAUAUCCACUGCAUUGGCAACAAGGUCGAGGGGGGAGUUCUGGGGGGGUUAGUAAAUGGGAUUUGGUGAAAAUCAGAGCAAAGAUUCUUCUGAGACCUUAUACUUGCUUUCCUUUGAGUCUGUUUAGUUUGACAUUUCUGUGGUUUUCCAGAAAAAUUUUAGCCCAAAAACACAACUAUCCGCAUACAGCGAGGCCAAAAGGAUUUAGUCCUGCAAGUUGUUCCAAUUAAGAAGAUUAGAUGUCUUUAACAUUCAUCAUGGGUACACUAAAACUGUAAGAGACAGAAUGAAAAAAUAAUAAUACAGGAAAAUCACAUUCUAAAGUUCUCCAGAGACCAUCUGGAUGAUCCAGAGGAGGAAUGGGAGAAGGUCGUGUGGUUAGAUGAAGCCAAAAUGAAACUCUUUGGUAUAAACAUCAGUUGAUGUGGUUUGGAGGAGGAUGAAUACUGAGUUGCAUCCCAAGAAUGCCAUACCCACUGUGAAGCAUGGAAGUGGAAGCAUCGUGCUUUGGGACGACUGAUCUGUAUGGAUGAAUGGAGCCAAGUAUGGUGAGAUUUUGGUCAAAAAUCUUCUUUUGUCAGUGAGAGUUCUGAGAAUAAAACAUGGCUGAAUGUUCCAGCAUGACUAUGAUUCCAAACACAUAGCCCGGGAAAAAGGAGUGGCGACAAAAAGCAUUUUCUGGAGCGGUCUAGACCGUGAGGAGGUAAUUAAAAGUCUGUGUUGCCUAGCAACAGCCCCAAUACAACAGACAAAGCUCUAGAGAAAAUCCACAUGGAGGAAUGGACCAAAAUUACAGUUACAGUGAAAACCUACUAAAGACCUACAGGAAUCCUUUGGCUUUUGUUGUUAACAACCAGGGUUGCAUUACAAACUAUUGAGGUGAUUUUUUUUUAUUUAUUUUUUACCAAUUACUGCACCAUUAUACAAAAAAUGUAAAAGUCAAACAAUGAGAUUCCCUGUAUUCGCAUUCUGUCUCUCAGAGUGAAGGUAUAAGGAAAUUCACAGAAGUGGGGCAAUUUAUUUUUAUUUUUUAGCUCAACUGUACAACUCAGAAACAUGUUCCCUACAAAUGUGACGCUAUUUGAAAGCACCUUUAAAAAGCAUUCCAUUGGUAGGAUUUGUCAUCAAGAAUAGUAUUUUACAACAAAAGAUUAAUAAAAUAAAAUAUGACCAAA